UCAAUCCCAAAUUUUGGAUUGGGUUACCCAUUGUAAUGUUUCAUUAAACCUUUUAUCCGUUAACACAAAAGUUAAAUCAUUUUCUGUAUGCUGACAAAAAGGUCAAUUAAGUGUUAUUGCUAAAAUCGAGUGACAAAAUUUUAUUAUGUAUAUUUUUUUGAUUAUUUGGUAUGGUCGGUAAAAGGCUUUAAAGCAUUGGAGUAAAUGAAUAUCAUUCUUUUUUUCUUAUAUAUGGAAAUAUAAACUUCUUUUUGCAUCUUCUUAAAAAUGACCUUUGCAGUGAUACAUGAGCACUGAUAAUGUGGCACCUUUUAUUUUAACAUUUUAUGUUUAGAUCACCAACAAUAAGUUUAGGAUGAAUUCUCCAUGUUUAAGAACAGCUCUAAGUGGAAUAUACAUUCGUCAUAUUGGAGCUUUAGGAUCGUACACAAAUAUUCCAAAGAGAAGUAGGUACUUUUGGGAAGCAAGGCCAGAAUGCCGAGAACGAAAACUCUUAAUGCAAAUUACUUUGCCUCGUCUCAAACAAGCAGUGGACCCCACGCAGUUUGUUCAAGAAGUAGAAGAGGAAAAACUUUACGGACUUGAUGUGAUCCUGCAUAAAGAAGUUCAGCAAAUAUUCAAUGAAAAUGAACUUAUUGCUGUGUGUUUAUAUUCUGAAAUGCCCAGUGACAAUUUUUACCAAGUCCGAUAUGAAUUGCAGCAACAUGGAAUGAGCAUGGAGAAAUAUCCUGAACAUGUGAUGGAGUUCACAUUGAAACAAACACCAUAUGAAAAUAUGUUGGAGCUUUUUCGGGGGGAAACAGCAGUCAUAUUUGGAGAAGCAAACGUCAAACAAAUGAUUAGUGCAGUUAGCAAGAAUAAUUACCUUCUUUUACUUGGUGGUUUAGUUCAAGGAAGAUACAUGUCUUUAAAAGAAUUGAUAAAAUUUUCAAACUUAGCUGGUUUGGAUUCAUCUAGAGCGGAAUUGGGCUUUUUACUGAACACAGCAGUUAGUUCAACUAAAAAUAUGAUGCAGAAACCAACUAAUCAACUUGUUCAUUCAUUACAACAAUAUAUUGAGCAGUGUUCUAAUGCUUCAAAUGAAAAUUAAAUUUUAUGUCCGCGGUUUAAUAAAUAUUAAUUCUUUUA
Molecule: messenger RNA, 1128 nt
Organism: Ciona intestinalis (vase tunicate)
Lineage: Eukaryota; Metazoa; Chordata; Ascidiacea; Phlebobranchia; Cionidae
Product: large ribosomal subunit protein uL10-like
Source: RefSeq, a predicted model, not a curated record